AUGUCGUCCUCCUAUUCCACAGUUUUAUGGAUCUCACUGUAUUUUAGAUUCGGGAUUGUAUUCCGUGCUUCUCCCCGCCAAGCGGAUGUAAUUAUUGUUGCUGGAACUCUGACAAACAAGAUGGCUCCUCCGUUUAGAAAGAUCUACGAUCAGAUGUUAGAGCCUAGAUGGGUUGUAUCAAUGGGUAGCUGUGCCAACGGUGGUGGAUACUAUCAUUACUCUUAUUCUGUAGUUAGGGGUUGCGACAGGAUAGUCCCAGUUGAUAUCUAUGUACCCGGCUGUCCUCCAAGUGCUGAGGCUCUGCUCUACGGGUUCCUCCAGCUACAGAAGAAGAUUAAGAGAAUGAACACGGUCCAGGCCUGGUAUAGAACAUAGUCCUUCUCCACCUACUAGAAGAAUAACGACAAAACUUGAUCUCAUUUUUGACGAACUAUUAUUUUAAUAUUAUUUGAACCCAGUGACUGACUUAAAUUAUCUGUGAUACUUAUUACUAUAUUUAUUGACCGAUUUUAACAAAAAUUAUUUAUUUUAGAA
Molecule: messenger RNA, 534 nt
Organism: Eurytemora carolleeae
Lineage: Eukaryota; Metazoa; Arthropoda; Copepoda; Calanoida; Temoridae
Product: NADH dehydrogenase [ubiquinone] iron-sulfur protein 7, mitochondrial-like
Exons: 3
Coding region: 1-375 (124 amino acids)
Biological process (GO): mitochondrial respiratory chain complex I assembly; electron transport coupled proton transport; aerobic respiration
Molecular function (GO): quinone binding; NADH dehydrogenase (ubiquinone) activity; 4 iron, 4 sulfur cluster binding
Source: RefSeq, a predicted model, not a curated record